GAGACCUGGAGGAGCGGAGUUGUAAACUAAAGCGCGUGCAUGUUUCAGCACCAAUACCGCGUGGAUAGCAGCCAAACGGACGGAGCAGAUAGACACAGUUGUUAGGUCGGUUAGCUUGUUUAUGUCGUGCGGUUUUUGAUAGUCGCUGUUGUUAAAUUGACGAAAGAUAAACUUUUUUAGCAGCGGCUGUGGCUCCUCAGGCGGCGAGGCUUUAGCUUUGUUUGCCUCGGCGGCAAAAAAGCUGCGUCUCGAUUGAAAAGGAAGUAUAAAAAAUCCAAUUUUUCUUCAACAUUAUUUCGAAUAAGCUUUUAUUUGUAGGGGUUCGACGAAGACCAGAUGGCUGCAAGCUACGGAAAACAAAGGUGAUUUUUUAAAACACUUUUCACCCCAGCCGGUUCGGUCCAGCCAGCGGUUGAGCAAGUGGUGUUUUUAAGCCACAUUCCAGCCCGCUCCCACCGCUUUGCCUCCAUUGUGAGAGCAUCUCUGCCGCCCGUGAUCCCGCGCUCACACCUGCCUCCCACCCCCCUCUCCACUCCACUCCACGGCUGUGUUUUUCGGCUGCUUCGUUGAUUCACUCCACAUUCCAAAUGAUGUGUUCUCGGGUUUGGUUCGUGACCGACCGGCGGAUCAGCCAGGAGUACCCCCAGGUCCAGAUCCUCCGGGCUCUGAAGGAGCGCUGCGCCGACGAGGACGUUGAAUUCCGCUACCUUCUCAUGGAUCAGAUCGUGCUGACGAUCAGCGAAGGCCAGCUAGGUCUGCGAGUGGAGCAGGAAUUGGUGACGUCUUACCCUCAGGUGGUUGUAGUGCGGGUCCCCACGCCCUGGGUUCAGUCUGACAGUGACAUCACCGUGCUGCGCCACCUGGAGAAGAUGGGCUGCCGACUGAUCAACCGGCCCCAGGCUAUUCUCAACUGUGUCAACAAAUUCUGGACCUUUCAAGAACUGGCCGGACAUGGGGUCCCUCUUCCUGACACCUACUCUUACGGGGGACACGACAACUUCCGUAAGAUGAUCGACGAGGCAGAGCCGCUGGGAUACCCAGUGGUGGUGAAGAACGCUCGCGGCCACAGAGGCAAGGCUGUGUUCCUGGCGCGCGACAAACACCACCUGACAGAUUUGUGUCACUUGAUUCGCCACGAUACCCCCUACCUGUUUCAGGAGUACGUGAAGGAGUCUCACGGUCGUGACGUACGAGUGGUCCUGGUGGGCGGACGUGUUAUUGGCUCCAUGCUUCGCUGCUCCACCGAUGGACGCAUGCAGAGCAACUGCUCCCUGGGUGGUGUGGGGAUGAUGUGCCCUCUGAGUGAGCAGGGCAAGCAGCUGGCCAUUGAGGUGUCCAACAUCCUGGGCAUGGACGUGUGCGGUGUGGAUCUCCUGCAGCUCAACGACGGCUCGUUUGUCGUCUGCGAGGCCAAUGCCAACGUGGGCUUCAUCGCCUUCGACCAGGCCUGCGGGAUUGACGUGGCGGGGAUUAUAGCUGACUUUGCCCUUUCAACGCUCCCAAGCCGCCUGACUCGGAAGAUGUCCCUACUGUCCGUGGUAUCCAGCACCAGCGAGACCAGCAGCGAGCCCGAGGUUUGCAUGGUGAACACCAGCGGGGGCUCCCUGCCAGAGGCUGUCUGCAACAUGAGCGUGGGUUCCUCCUCCAGCGAGAGCGACCCAGAGUUGGCCGAGCCCUCGCAGUCGUCGCCCCGUCACUCCUCAGCCUCCGACCUCCCCGAUCUUCCCGACGCAGCUUACAACUUUAACACCCUCCUGGCCAAUGAGAUCAAGCUAUUGACUGAGUGAGAAUUCAUUCACACUCCCCCUACACAACACACAUCAAACACAUACAGUACAUACACUUGUAAAAUCACACAUAGAAAAAAAAAAAACACUCCGAAACAAAUAAUCAUAAUUUCUGUGCAAAAAAAAAACAGCUAAGAGAAACAAAAGAACAUUGUGACAGCAACAUCUAAACACGAGCCUUCACCUGUUGAGAUCUACGGCUGCUCCCCUGAUUCUCUUUUCUUUGCAUUUUUUCUUGAAAUCCCUUAAAGGUAUCUAAAAUCAGGGUAUGCUCUCAACUAACCUUAACAGCAUACAGCAUAUGAGAUAUCAGCCAAAACUGGCGUCUGCUAGUGUGUAUUAUUUUAUUUUGUAUGGUUGAAGAAUUUCAUUAAAUGCCAUGUAUUUAAACAUCCUCACAAUGUAAAAAAAAAAAAAAAAAAA
Cyprinodon variegatus (sheepshead minnow) is the source of this 2210-nucleotide messenger RNA. RefSeq names its product ribosomal modification protein rimK-like family member A (gene rimkla). Gene Ontology annotation, cellular component: cytoplasm. Gene Ontology annotation, molecular function: ligase activity, forming carbon-nitrogen bonds; metal ion binding; ATP binding. The record is from RefSeq and is a predicted model, not a curated record. Bases 588 to 1787 code for a protein of 399 amino acids. The transcript has 5 exons. Lineage: Eukaryota; Metazoa; Chordata; Actinopteri; Cyprinodontiformes; Cyprinodontidae. Gene Ontology annotation, biological process: protein modification process.